AUGCCCGAAUACACAGAAGACAAUGUCCUCUCAGCACUAAAAGACAUCUCAGACGGCCUCUCUCAACGAAAAGCCGCACAACGCUGGAAAGUCCCUCGAGCAACCCUUCAAAAACGUCUAAGCGGCGGCGUCACACGAAGACAGGCAAACGAACACAAACAACGCCUUUCCAAAGACAAAGAGCAUCAUCUCGCGCAGUGGAUUCUGGCUUCAGAUGACUUGGGCUUCCCGCCGUCGUACCAAGAGGUCAGAGAUUUCGCGGCUAAAGUUGUCAAGGCUGGUGGCGAUGAUGAGCCGCUUGGGAAAGCUUGGUUGGAGAACUUUUUACGGCGAAAUACGCAACUCAAGAAUGUGAAGUGGCCUCACAUUAAAGUUGUAGAAGGAACGCCGUGA
Messenger RNA from Trichoderma aggressivum f. europaeum, 393 nucleotides. Its product is annotated as transcriptional regulator family: Helix-turn-helix. The transcript has a single exon. The record is from RefSeq and is a predicted model, not a curated record. Bases 1 to 393 code for a protein of 130 amino acids. Gene Ontology annotation, molecular function: DNA binding. Lineage: Eukaryota; Fungi; Ascomycota; Sordariomycetes; Hypocreales; Hypocreaceae.